CCCAUUGUAAGCUGUUGUGAAAGGCCCCUCGAAUCAUGCAAAAUGGCUUUCACGAUCUCCCCACCUCUCUCUCUCUCUCUCAUAAAUUCUCAUCCCCACAUGACCAUUUCCUCCUUUGUACAAACUCAUCCAACUCCCCACAUUUCUCUCUUUCCAUUUUUUCCCCAUUGAAAGAUUCAACCCCAACUCUCAAAAACUACAAAAAUAACACCCACUUUUUUCAUCUUUUACACCAUUUUGGUCCCCUUUUUUCAAUUCCCCUUUAUGGGUUUUCUUUGUUAGGGAGUUUUCUUUAUUGGUUUUGUUUUGGGUGGUUUUUGUGUUUUCUUCUUUUCAGAGAAUUUCCUUUUUAUUGUCGUUGUUUUAUUGAAUUUUCCUUUUUUGGAAGCUGAUUUUCACACCCAUGUUUUUAUACAUGCACCCUCUUCUUUUCCCAAAAUCCUCUCUCAAGAAACCUAGUGUAGCCAUCUUGAGGUGUGUGUAAAAAAUUCUGGGGUGUAAAUAUCAAUUCUCUUUCUUUUUGUGUUUGUUGACUUUUGGGUGUUUUUUGUUUUUUGUGUUUUUCUUGGGUUUUGAUUUGUUAAGUUUUGUUUUAUUUUUUGUCUUAUCUGUCUUUUGUCCUGUAUUGGGUCUGAUUUGUCAUUUUAUGGGGGUCAUAAAUGUCUGCGAGUGUUGGGGGUGCUUCUAGUUCAAAAGACAUGGGAUUGGAUGAGAAGAAAGUGUCUGGUACACCUGAGGAGAAUGGAGACUCAGGUGCACCUGCGGAGAAUUUCAAUGGAGAAGAAGAGAGAUUGGACAGACAGACAAGUGAGGUCUCUUACGCUGAAGAGGAAGAUGAUGACGAAGACAAAAGGACGGCCAUUGUGCUGGGCCCACAGAUUACUCUCAAAGAGCACAUGGAGAAGGACAAGGAUGAUGAGAGCUUGAGGAGGUGGAAGGAGCAGCUUCUAGGGAGCGUUGAUAUGGAGUCCGUUGGAGAGAAGCUGGAGGCAGAGGUGAAGAUCUUUGGGAUUUCAAUCCUAUCACCUGAUAGACCUGAGUUGGUUCUAGAAGUUCCGGUGGUCCCGCAGCCCAAAGGCUUAUUAUUUACGCUGAAAGAAGGUAGCCGUUACAGCCUCAAAUUCUCUUUUCUCGUCAGCCACAACAUUGUCUCUGGCCUCACUUACACCAACACUGUUUGGAAGACUGGUAUGAAAGUGGACAGCACAAAACAAAUGCUGGGAACUUUCAGUCCUCAAUCAGAGCCGUACGUACAUGAGAUGGAGGAAGAGACCACACCCUCUGGCAUGUUUGCUAGAGGAGCAUAUUCCGCAAGAACUAAGUUCAUCGACGAUGACGACAAGUGCUACUUGGAGAUGAAUUACACCUUCGGCAUCCGGAAAGACUGGGCCUCAACUAGCUGAAAGUUCCAAUGUGGCCCACUAAGGCCCAUUCGUGACCAUCCGAUCGUUUAUGUUCCGUCUUAAGAGAAUUUCGUUGCAAAUCGGCAUGUUAAAGUGUCGCCCUAAUUCUGUAAACAGCUCCCUUGCUGCCCGAGUAUGAGAUUUACGGCAAUGUAGCACCGGAAUCCGGCACUCGAAAGUCUGUGGGGGCCCGCAACUUUAAUAAGAGAGCUUGGCUAUGGAUUUUAUUUUUUAUUUUGGUAUUUCCUGCAUUUUAUUGAAACCCAAAGUAGGUGAAUGAGAGACCAUUGGUUUGCCAUGUUGGCUUCAUUUCUGUCCUUCAAUGAAUUUUGAAUAUUAUAUGGAUUAUUAAA
Molecule: messenger RNA, 1756 nt
Organism: Magnolia sinica
Lineage: Eukaryota; Viridiplantae; Streptophyta; Magnoliopsida; Magnoliales; Magnoliaceae
Product: rho GDP-dissociation inhibitor 1-like
Exons: 5
Coding region: 660-1403 (247 amino acids)
Biological process (GO): Rho protein signal transduction
Cellular component (GO): membrane; cytoplasm; cytosol
Molecular function (GO): Rho GDP-dissociation inhibitor activity; protein binding
Source: RefSeq, a predicted model, not a curated record